Molecule: messenger RNA, 1409 nt
Organism: Rhododendron vialii
Lineage: Eukaryota; Viridiplantae; Streptophyta; Magnoliopsida; Ericales; Ericaceae
Product: caffeic acid 3-O-methyltransferase-like
Exons: 4
Coding region: 141-1274 (377 amino acids)
Biological process (GO): methylation
Molecular function (GO): O-methyltransferase activity; S-adenosylmethionine-dependent methyltransferase activity; protein dimerization activity
Source: RefSeq, a predicted model, not a curated record
GAGGAAAAGCUGGGGAGUGGUUAAUUAACAGGAUCGGUACGUAACUUUGUUUUCCUCCUCCUAUAAAUAGUAGUAAAAUUGGCUGCCUUUCCCAGUCCAGUAUUUCCCUUAUUAGAAAGAACUAGAAUUAAAGAAACAAAAUGGAGCCAUGUUAUAGAGAUAACAGAGACGAAGAAGAAGACGAAAAGCAGUAUAGCUAUGCAAGGGAAGUGAUACGCUCCUCAGUGCUACCAUUGGUGUUGAAGGCGGUGAUAGAGUUAGAAGUUCUAGACAUCAUAGCCAAGGAGGGUCCUGGAGCCCAACUCUCUGCCUCGGAAAUCGCAUCGCGGUUGCCACCCUCUGCUGCUGCAUCCGGUCGCAAUCCGGAUGCGCCGGAGAUGCUGGACCGGAUGCUGCGUUUCCUGGCCAGCCACUCGAUUCUCACGUGCUCGGCAGCCAUCUCCACCUCCUCCGACCCAACGCCGACUGGGCCAGCUGGCCCAGUCGGCGAGACAAGAGUGUAUGGGCUGGCACCUGUGGCCAAAUACUUCGUUCCCGACCAAGACGGAGUCUCGUUAGCGUACUUGCUGUUCAUGUCCCUGGACAAAGUCCACGUUAACAGCUGGUACGAACUAAAAGGGGCAGUUUUGGAAGGAGGGAUACCCUUCGAACGGGUACACGGGAUGCAUGUAUAUGAAUACUGCGGGAAAGAUGCGAGGUUCAAUGAGGUAUUCAACAAGGCCAUACAAUGUGUCUCCAAACUUCUCAUCAAGAAAAUCCUCCACUCCUACAAGGGCUUUGAGCAACUCCGAAGCCUUGUUGAUGUUGGUGGCGGCCUUGGUGUCAUCCUCAGCUUGAUCACUGCCAAGUACCCACACAUCAAGGCCAUUAAUUUUGACCUCCCACAUGUUAUUCAGCAAGCCCCGCCCUAUCCUGGGGUGGAACAUGUGGGAGGAGAUAUGUUUGAAAGUGUUCCGAAGGGCGAUGCCAUUUUCAUGAAGCGGGUACUUCAUAAUUGGAGUGAUGAUCAAUGUCUACAAAUACUAAAGAAUUGCCAUAAAGCUCUACCAGAGCAUGGAAAGGUAAUUGUGGUGGAGACAAUCCUUCCAGCGAUCGUAGAUACAAGCAAUGCAGCAAUAUCCGCUUUUCACAUUGAUUUGCUGAUGAUGUCUGAACUCGGUGGGAAGGAGCGCACAGAACAGGAGUACCGGACCCUAGCAGUUGGAGCUGGAUUUUCUGGCAUCAAACUGGAUUGCUAUGCGCGUACCUUUUGGGUCAUGGAAUUUUACAAGUAGUACUGUCCACUUGUGGAGUACUUGAUCGAGCUAAAACUUGCAUUAAUUCCUAGUAGUAUUAUGUUAUUUUGUUUGGGUCAUGAAUUAAGACCGUAAGUAGUCAUGUUCCGAUAUAUGUGAUGUUCCCUUAUGUCC